This is a messenger RNA of Biomphalaria glabrata, 348 nucleotides long. RefSeq lists its product as uncharacterized. The record is from RefSeq and is a predicted model, not a curated record. The transcript has a single exon. Bases 1 to 348 code for a protein of 115 amino acids. Lineage: Eukaryota; Metazoa; Mollusca; Gastropoda; Planorbidae.
AUGGACACAAGCCAUUUAAGCAAGAUAUGGGCACAACACUUGGACACAACACAUGGACACAACACAUGGACACAACACAUGGACACAACACAUGGACACAACACAUGGACACAACACAUGGGCACAACACAUAGGCAAAACACAUGGACACAAGACAUGGACACAACACUUGGACAUAACACAUGGACACAACACAUGGACACAACACAUGGACACAACACAUGGGCACAACACAUGGACACAACACUUGGACAUAACACAUGGGCACAACACAUGGACACAACACAUGGACACAACACAUCGACACAACACAUGGGCACAACACAUGGACACAACACUUGGACAUAA